AUGCCGACACUCUACGGCUUGACUCUACUGCUAUCGGUCGUUUGGGCUUCCUCGUCUCAGGCCUCCAAUGUCACGUGCGACCCGAAUUACGGACAACUCAGUGCAUCGGGUGACUGCGAGUGCCUCGAUGGCUUCAGUGGUUUAGGCUGUCGUUUGUGUUCAGCUGACGCCGGAACGGACUCUUGCAGUGCACUAGGCGUCGACUAUUCGUGUGUCACGGGGUUCACUUAUGAGUCAACCACAACCACUAAAACGUACGCCUGCACCCUCUCCGCCGACUUGCAAGCUCUCUUCCCGGACGGAGCUCUUGAUGUGACCUGUGACCGUGACGAGCAAGGCACGACCAACUGCACUGCGGCUGUGUACAAAUCCGCCAACACUGUGAACGGAGACCACCUUAUUGAUUGUACCAUGACGGAGUGUUCAUUUGCUUCGGGCAGUGCCAAUGGCGGGUGUGACAUGAUCAACUGUAAGUGCGGUGUCGGGUGCGGUGCAACGACCAAGACGAUCAUUGAGGGAAUAUUCAGCGGCAAACCAGUGAAGGUUGAAGUACAGGAUGGAUCGGACGAGAUGUCAAUCAUUGUAGAAGGCGCGCCGCUUCCCUUGUCCGCCACUUGCAAAGUUUCAGGGUGUGACCAGCUAGGCAGUGCACCGGCGAGUGACAUUGAUACUGCAGCUACUGCUAGUGCUGAUGAUGACUCAAGUCUUACAGGUGGAGCGGUGCUCGCUAUCGUGGCCUGUGCAGUCUUGUCGGUAUCGUUGCUGUUGAGUUGCAUGGCAUUCUGCUGUUCUUUCGCGGGCACGCAUCGAAGCCGACAGGAAGAUGAUCUGGAGACGGAGCUACUAAAGGUCAACUCAAGAUCUGUGGAUACGCUCAAGUUCCGGAACGUCAGCUGCUUCACGGACGGCGAGAAGCAGGCGGCACCCAAGUGCAUUUUGAACAAAAUCUCGGGAAUGGUGUCACGUGGACAAGUGCUUGGUUUGCUGGGACCGAGCGGCUCCGGCAAGACGACCUUGCUCAACGCACUUGCUGCGGUGCGGAACGGACAGUCAAAGGUUUCGGGAGAGCUCUUGGUGGAUGACAACAAGGUGACGAAAGCAUAUCGUCGCGUUGCUGCCUAUGUGCAGCAAGAUGAUACACUGUACUCGACACUGACGGUCCGUGAAUGCAUUACGUACUCAGCUCAACUUCGCCUUCCGUUGUCGAUGACGGAUGCAGCCAAAGACGCCAUGGUCCAGCGUGUUAUUGAAGAGCUGAAUCUUGGUCAUGUUGCAAACUCUCGAAUCGGAGUGGUAGGGGGAAGUAGCUCUGAACGGGGCAUUUCUGGUGGUGAGCGACGGCGGGUUAGCAUUGGAAUGGAGCUGGUUACUUCGCCUCGAAUUCUCAUUCUUGACGAACCUACAUCUGGACUUGACAGCUCGUCUGCCCACUCAGUGGUGAAGCUCAUCAAGGAGUUGGCCAGUCACGAUCGCAUUGUGGUGCUCAGCAUUCAUCAACCGAGUGCACGAUCGUUUUUACUGCUUGAUAAGAUCAUACUGCUUGGAAAGGGUGAGUUGCUGUUCUAUGGAUCCCCUGCGAAUGUCAAGGUAUCCUUCAACGAUCUUGGGUUCAAUUGUCCUGAUGACGACAACAUUGCAGACUUCAUUCUUGAUGUCGCGAGCGACGUGGACAACAUCCAGGUGCUUCAGUCACGCCAAGCUAAUACGGUCUCCGAGAAUGUACCGACAUCAGGCGCGGUGCCUGCCAGCUCACAACAAAGUCACUUGCACAAGGCGGUUCCUUCUCCGACUACAUUGGACAGUCCUCUGUACAAAGCUGAAUCGUCGCCGUGUAUGACGGAGGAAGUGUCCCGCAGUUUAGUCGCCUCGAUUCAAAUGACCACGGUUGAAAUCCGCGUGCUCGUCGUACGCACUGCGCAGAACAUUCUUCGUCACCGCUCGCUGCUAGUCCUGCACGUCGCGCUGAGCUUGGCGUUGGCUCUUUUCGGUGGACUGAUUUUUAAUAACGUCACCGAUGACCUCGCUGGAUUCCAGAACCGCAUGGGCGCCUUCUACUUCACACUGACUUUUUUUGGGUUUGCCAGCAUGAGCUCUAUGGACGUGUUCAUUGGCGAGCGUCAGAUUUUCCUCCGUGAGACUGGAGCCAUGUACUACGGAGCCUUCAGCUACUUCCUCGCCAAGACUACGCUCGACUCGAUAUUUCUUCGCGUUCUCCCUGCUUCGCUCUUUGCGUGCAUCUUUUACUGGAUUAUGGGACUGCAAGCUGCAGCGGACCGCUUCCUUCUAUUCUGGCUUACAGUGGUGCUCUUCAACGUGGCAGCGGGUUCAAUCUGCCUUUUUGUGGGGGUACUGGCAACGCGUGUGGGUUCGGCUAAUCUCGGCGCGACCGUCGUGCUGCUGCUUAUGCUGCUUUUCGGUGGCUUUCUGAUCAACAGCGAGACAAUGCCAGACUCGGUAGGCUGGCUCACGCACCUUUCAAUUUUUGGCUACGCGUUCGAGACUUUGAUGGUGAAUGAGCUCGAGGGGACUACUCUGUCGUUCAACGCACCAGGAUACCCGGCCAUUCCUGUUUACGGGGAAGUGUACCUCAGGACGUUGGGUAUGGACUAUGCUGACCGGUACUAUGACGUCGCAGCACUUGCAGCGAUUGCUUGCGUCCUACAAUUUCUCGCACUCUGUUUCUUGUUGCGACAAGUCCCGUCAAACCACGACAUGAUUCGUUAUGACCAAGAUGGCGAUGCUACGGUCGUUGGACAGAAGGAAGCGGGAUACAAGGCGUGCGGUCUGGAUUAA
Molecule: messenger RNA, 2793 nt
Organism: Peronospora matthiolae
Lineage: Eukaryota; Oomycota; Peronosporomycetes; Peronosporales; Peronosporaceae
Source: the annotation of a GenBank genome assembly